This is a messenger RNA of Talpa occidentalis (Iberian mole), 3999 nucleotides long. RefSeq names its product fibroblast growth factor 10 (gene FGF10). NCBI's taxonomy places the organism in Eukaryota, Metazoa, Chordata, Mammalia, Eulipotyphla, Talpidae. The transcript has 3 exons. Gene Ontology annotation, biological process: positive regulation of epithelial cell proliferation; animal organ morphogenesis; fibroblast growth factor receptor signaling pathway. The record is from RefSeq and is a predicted model, not a curated record. Gene Ontology annotation, cellular component: cytoplasm. The coding region runs from base 653 to 1285 and encodes 210 amino acids. Gene Ontology annotation, molecular function: chemoattractant activity; growth factor activity; type 2 fibroblast growth factor receptor binding.
CCCACCCCCAAACAAGAAGUGACUUUCUGGAGACUUCACAUCAACAGGCACCACCAAAAAGAGAAAGCAAGACGGGGAAGAAAACAACGGAGACCGGGCAGCUGCUCGCAGCUCUGACAACUCCAAGGGGACGCGCGUCCAGAGCUGCCGGGCAGGCUGGGGCUCUGCAGAGAGCGGCCAGAAGGUGCCAGCAGCAGAGGGGCACGGAGAGCUCCCCCGGCCUCCCCCCCCCUGUCCCGACCCCUCUGGGUUUUGUUCACCGUGCUGUCAUCUGUUUUUCACUUUUUUUUUUUUUUAAACAUCUAACAUGGUGAAGAAAGGAGUCAAGAAGAGAACAAAGUAACUCCUAGGGGAGUGGACAUCGCUGGUCACCAACACCAUCACCGCCACCACCAGCUCCUGCGGCCACCCACGUCCACCAUUCACCCGAGGCUGGAGAGGCGCAGAGGACCCCAGACAGGAGCCCGCAGAGGCAGCCGGCCCUUCUGAGGAGUUAUGGAUGUUGGUGCAUUCACUUCUGGCCAGAUCCGUGCCCAGAGGGAGCUAACCAGCGACCACCACCUCCGGCUGUCUCCUCGCCUUGCACCAGGUCUUACCCCUCCAGCAUGUUCCUUCUGAUGAGACAAUUUCCAGUGCCGAGAGUUUCAGUACAAUGUGGAAAUGGAUACUGACACAUUGUGCCUCAGCCUUUCCCCACCUGCCCGGCUGCUGCUGCUGCUGUUUCUUGUUGCUGUUGUUGGUGUCUUCCGUCCCUGCCACCUGCCAAGCCCUUGGUCAGGACAUGGUGUCUCCAGAGGCCACCAACUCUUCUUCCUCCUCGUCCUCCUCGUCCUCUCCUUCCAGCGCGGGACGGCAUGUGCGGAGCUACAAUCACCUCCAAGGAGAUGUCCGCUGGAGGAAGCUAUUCUCUUUCACCAAGUACUUUCUCAAGAUUGAGAAGAACGGGAGGGUCAGCGGGACCAAGAAGGAGAACUGCCCGUACAGUAUCCUGGAGAUAACUUCGGUGGAAAUCGGAGUUGUUGCUGUCAAAGCCAUUAACAGCAACUAUUAUUUAGCCAUGAACAAGAGAGGGAAACUCUAUGGCUCAAAAGAAUUUAACAAUGACUGUAAACUGAAGGAGAGGAUAGAGGAAAAUGGAUACAACACCUAUGCAUCUUUUAACUGGCAGCACAAUGGGAGGCAAAUGUAUGUGGCAUUGAAUGGAAAAGGAUAUCCCAGAAGAGGACAGAAAACCAGAAGGAAAAACACCUCAGCUCAUUUUCUUCCAAUGGUGGUACAUUCCUAGGCGAAAGCAAUCCUUGUGGCUGCAGUAGAACCAAAGGCUCUUUUGCCAGGAAUUGUAUUCUUCAUGAAGACAAUAGCUCCAAAGGCAAAGACACAUGGCUGAUGUCUACUUGCUUGAAAGAAAAGGAAGCCUUUGAAGGUUUUUGUACUCACUGCUGACAUAUGAUGUUCCUUUAAUUAGUUCUGCGUCAUGCCUUAUAAUUGAGAUAUAGGCAGAUCAAAUGGGAUUGAAGUUAUUCCUAAGUGAACAACAUUGUGGCUGGGUUUUUUUUUUGGGGGGGGGUGUGGUUUAAGUUUUUGUUUUUUGUUUUUUAACCUCUGAGAUAGAAUUUAAAGGACAUGGAACAAUCUGUUGAAUGGUCUUCGGGAAAGUUAUUUAUGGAAUACGAACUCAUAUCAAAGACUCAUUGCUCAUUCAAGCCUAAUGAUUCAAUGAGCAGUAAGACACGCGAGCAUUUACUGGAAAGCACUUGGGUCAUAUCAUAUGCACAAGCAAAGACGCUUUGGGCGUUGCAUCUUGGAAGAAUUGGUUAGGAUUAAAAAAUGUAAACAUGAUAGUGUAAAACUGUUCUAACAAAACAAAUAGUGUAUGGUAUGCUUGUGCAUUCUGCCUUCAUCCCUUUCUAUUUCUUUCUAAGUUAUUUAUUUAAUAGGAUGUUAAAUAUCUUUUGGGAUUUUAAAGAGUAUCCUCAGCAGCUGCCCUCUGAUUUACCUUUUCUUUUUCUUUAGCAUACCACAUGCAUAUUCUCAACAAAACGUUUUCAAAAUUUGGCAUACACUUCAAGAAUAGGAGAUGAGAUUGGGGAGGCAGUAUGAGAGAGUACUGUGUGCUAUUAGUUGACUUAAUUUGUAGUUCUGCAAAAAGCAUCAUCAACAAUAAAUAGGACAGUAUCAUGGCAUGACUUCCAUGAGAAAUGUCUGCCAUCAUUAGUAAACAUGUAUCACUCUUAAUCUUCCUUUCCUAAAAAAAAAAAAAUAGACCAGAAAUCCAAAUUCUUUUCUUGAAUAUAUCAAUGGGUCUCCAAGGAUAUACUAAAAGAAGGAAAAAUAAUUGGUAAAUACAUUUUGGUCACCUAGUCUCGUUAUUUACUCACAAUUUUUGCCAUAUGUCACAGUGGUAAGUGAUGAAGAGGCUGUCUGCUCAUAGAAGAACCCUUUGUAAGUCCCACAUAGCGCAUCUCCCCCAAAAGGAACUAUCCAGGAACUUGGUAUGAAGUGCAACCCUCCCAGGGGCUUAAACUGAGCAAAUAUAUCCUAGUAUAUGUGUAACCAUAUACUGAAACCUGUUCAAACUGUAUGAUCUAGUCUUUACACCAAAUAAAACUUAUUUUCUGUAAAUUUAAAGAGCUUUGGAAGGUUCCAUAAUAUAACCAUAUCAAAAUCAUUUUGUUAGAGCAGGUAUAGAAAACAGUACAUAAGAGUGUACCAGUCAUCAUCACAUUGUAUUCCACUAAAUAAAUACAUAAGCCUUAUUUGCAGUGUCUGUAGUGAUUUAAAAAAUGUAGAAAAAAUACUAUUUGUUCUAAAUACUUUAAGUGAUAACUGUAAGAUUAUAUUGAUGCUGCAGUUUUAUCUUCAUAUUUCUUGUUUUGAAAAGUCUGUUUAUUGUUGGGACACAGUAUUUUGGUACAAGGAAAAGACUCACCAAAUGUGUCAUUUUACUAAAGUUUAACCUCUAGAAAGGCUGGUGUGUUGUGAUCCUCUUUUAUAACUUAAAUGUCAAUGCUUAACCAGCACUUCCAGUUAAUCUGCUAUCUAAGAAUUAGCUUUAUUAAGAAACUUUUCCAUAAAGUAAUCCCCCAAAAAGGCCAUAUUUUCCUCAUUCCUUAAAAAAGUUGGGAUUUCAAAGAAAUGCAUUUGAGACAGAGUGUUUUUGGUUUAUGGCUAAAGUUUCAUUUCAUGAGGCUUGGCUUCCAACUUGCUUUUUGACAAAUGGGAUUCUAAAAAUGUUUAAUUUUUGUGGUUGGAGUCUAUAUGUUAAAAUUCGAUUAGGAACCAAGCAGAGAACUAGAAUGUAAUACAUUCCUAUAUACUUAGGUUAUCUUUGUUCUUUUAUUUUAAAGUAAUAAUUGCACCUGACACAUGAACAUAGACCACCCACAACCAAAUUAAACGUUCGGUGAGACAAAUAUAGUAUUAGCUGGCCAUGGUAACAGCAAAUAGGGCACAAACUGGAUUCCUAUUCCUCAUAGCCAUUUAGAUUACCAAAGAAACCCUGUGUAAACAAUCAUCAUUAUGUACUCAAAACACUCAAACAGCUUCUAGCAAAAUGUAUCAAAGAUUGCAGAAGCCAAAAAUAGAAAACAUCUCCCUCACCUCUCCCUUACACACAAACACACACAUCAACAGAGAUAAAGACAGAAGCAGUUUGGUAAGGAGUAAGGAGAUUCUCCUGCACUUAAAAAUGGCAUCUUUGCUCGAUAUUAGUAUAGAAUUCUGGCCCCCUUUGCAGUGGGACUGUGCUACUGAAGAAAAAGCAGUCCCAGCCUUGAAUGUUAAUGUCAAUGAAAAGAACAAGAUCUUGGGAACUCUUGCCUCUGUCAGAAGUGUGGGCCCUGGUAGCAAUGACAAGAUGUGCCAGCCACAAACAUGUGUCCAUGUGAGGGCUGGUUCCAAGGAGACUCCUUAUAAAAUAAAGAAUCCCUUCCUCCUCCUACCUCCUUAAAGGCUGAACAGUGUAUAGUAUGUUACAUUUAAAUAAAUCAAUAAAAAUGC